This is a messenger RNA of Ostrinia nubilalis (European corn borer), 4287 nucleotides long. Its product is annotated as trafficking protein particle complex subunit 2-like protein. NCBI's taxonomy places the organism in Eukaryota, Metazoa, Arthropoda, Insecta, Lepidoptera, Crambidae. Gene Ontology annotation, cellular component: TRAPP complex; cytoplasm; nucleus. Gene Ontology annotation, biological process: endoplasmic reticulum to Golgi vesicle-mediated transport. The record is from RefSeq and is a predicted model, not a curated record. Bases 3486 to 4010 code for a protein of 174 amino acids. The transcript is spliced from 4 exons.
UUAACAUUUAAUCGGAUUUCAAGUUAUAAAUUAAUUAGUUCCGUGAAUAAUAUAAAAAUAAAAUAACUAUACAAAAUACAAAUAAUUAUAUAAAUGCAACCAUCUUUUUCUUAGCACAGUACAUAGGUACUCGUACAUUCCAUCUAAAGUUAUGUACCUACAUCACAGAUUAAUUUAUAAGAGUCACAAUAAAACUAUCAUACUUAAUUAAAUGUAUGUUGACAGUAUGUGUAAUUUUUACAUUAUUUAACUUAAUCCAUCACAAAGACUUCCAAAGUCUAAAUAACAUUUAUGGGAUAUACAAUAGAUUUAUAAAAAUUUUGAUUCGAUAAUAUCUUCUUGAUCACAAGAUUCACCAGUCAGUUCCACACCAAAUCCAAAUAUUCAAAGAGAAGAGACAAACAUCGCUUCAUAGCACCCCCUAAAUUGUGCAAUCUCUAGUGCACCUACAUUUCUUUCCUUUUCUAUAAAGUGUGUUCUACUAAAACUUGAAAUAAUCAUGGACUUAUUCUCAAAAAUUUUACGUCCAUGAUCAGUCGAUUUAAUUUUAAAGAAAAUAAAAGACAUUUUUGCCAGUUCCUGGCGCAAAGUUUUGCACCUGAACUAAUAGAAGUAUGCAUGCUGCACGUCAAUACUUCAAGAAUUUUUAUCAAUUAUGCAUAACAAUUUUGUUUAAUUUUGUAACGUAUCGCUCAAAACGAUGAUUAUCUAAAUAUCCCUAGCAAUUCAGUCUCAGAUGUUACCCCUUAAAUACGAAACAAUUCCAAAUAUUAUCCAUUCCCAAGCUCGUUUUUAGGAGUGCCUCAUUUUUAGGCGUAUACUCCCUUAAAGCUUGUCAUUAAAUUCUUAUCUUUGAUAAUUUUUUCGAUUAGGUACCUACCAUAAAUUGGUUCUGCUUUGCUUCAAAAUUGGAAAACAAUUUUAUUUUUUCCAUCAUGUUAAUUUGGACUUAUUUGAAGGUACCCUUUUAAUCCCUUAAGAUUCAAAAGCAAAACAGGUAAAAGCAAAACCUUUGGUUUUACACACAUUUUAGAAAUAUUUUUGUAAUAAUUACAAUUUUAUUUUUGCUGUUAUUAAUCAUUCUAUGCAUUAACAAGCCAUCUUGCCAUUAUCACAUUUGAAAUAAAAUUAUUAAUUUAUUAACGUAAUAAUGGGGAAGUAAUAAAUAAAAUUUAAAAAAUAAUUAAAUUACAAAUUAACUUGUACAUGGGAUCCUUACCUAGAAACACAGAUACAUAAUUCUGAUUUUUAUUCUACUUUCUUAGAUCUAACAUCAAAUGCAGUUCGGAAAGAAGAAUUGCUGUUACUUAUCAUAUCUUACUUGGUUCGCCCACUGCUUCACUUAAAUCUACCUCCUACUCGCUGUGUUAAUCAUAUAACAUUCGCACAUAAUAUUCAAAAUAAAAAUUAACUUCCAUAAUAAACCCAAUUUACAUAAUUCAGGUAAAAUCUGAACUUUUUAAUAAACUUAAAGCGAGUUUGGCACAUUAAAAAAUAAUGAAAUAUGUAAAAAGUAGGUAAUGUUAAAAAAAUAUUGUAACAGAAGAAUUCUACCUGAAUAAUAUAAAAUAGUGCGAACAAUAUUAAUCGUUGACAAAAUUACAGAUGAGUCAACAGUACAUCGAAGUAAACAUGAUGCUACUAAUGUGUUAUCCACUUGCAUCCAUACUGACCUAGUUACAUAGUUAAGUAAAUAUUUUUAAUUUGUUAUUAAAAUGUCGGAAACAUAAUAUACCUAUUCUGACUAUCAAACGUGCGCAGCGAAGAUCUCAGAAUGGUUAAUAAAUGCAAAUUUUUAGAGAACAUAACUUUUUGACUUUCACAUCAUAUUUUCAAGUUAAAAGUCAAGAGAUUCGACACCUCAUAUAAAUAAAAUAUCAGACGAUAGAUAACGGAUCUUAACGAGUCAUAAAAUUAUUCAUCAAAACCUAUACAAUGGAAACCCUGAACCGUCUAAAUGUACUAAAGAACCUAUUUUUGAGGCCUUUGGUAAAAUUUUAAAGGAGGUCUGAGCUUAAAAAUAGAUUUUAGAGACCCUGUGUUUAUCUGUAUUAAUAAAACAGAUACAUUUAAGCGCUUCAUGUAAUAUAAUACACAUGAAAACUACCAGUCAGUUGGUCAGUUAAUCACUUGGUCUAACUGAAUUGUAUACGCCUGCUAUAUUAAUUGCGGUUUUGUUCUUAUUAAUACAGACAAUCCAAAACAUUUACUUAACAUUAAUUUUCAUUCUUGAUUGAGUUCCAAAUAUUUCUUAAAAUUACUAAAGAUAUCAUCUAAAUAGUCCAUUUUAGAAGAUAAUCCGCUAGAAAACAUUGAGCAUUUUGCAACAAGUCAAGACAUAAGUGUCUUAAGAUUACGCUAAAAUUAUAGUUCGCCCUUAAUUUAUACAAUUUAAGGGACUCACAUUAACCUUUUAAGAGUUCAGUAUUGUAUGCUUACACACACAAUAUAUUUUAUACUCAUCUUCGGCAUAUAUGAUAAAAAUAUGUUUAAUAAUGAAAUGUCAUUAAAAGAAAGGACUUUUUGGUUUAAAUCACAAAUUAAAAAGGCAGCACUUACUGUAAUUUAUAAUGUUAAUAGUAGUAAGAUAGGAACAGAAACAUAUUUGUAAUAUCAGUUACUUAGUUUCGCUUUUGGAUAGGCUACUAUCAGUUAGUUCACAACAGAAAUGAACUCAAUCCACAAAAUGAUCUUAAGCACAUAAUUCAAACCAUAUCUUACUAACUAAACAAACCAGAAAGGCCCCCGCCACAGAUAUAAAACUAAUAAGUACUGCCGUCCGCCCAUUUGUAUCCAAAACCAUAUAUCAGGAGCGCUGCGGCGGAGGCGGUGUGUUCUGAAUAGCUAAGAUGAGGCCCUCUAAGUCUCGGGACAGCUCGCGGGGCAAGCCAAGGGCGGGCACCCGCGUAGGACAUUUUAAGUGCUGAGCCAAAAACAAUAGAGCAGUUUUCCGUAGGGACCUUACCUGGACGCAAACAAACCAGUUGGUCCGGUGCUGCACCCCCGCCAGGCAGCUGGGAGCUCUGAAGAACCUCUUGUUGUGGAUUACGUAGUUCUCGUUAGUCGUCGGAUCGGUGAACUCCCAGGGAUGAGUGACGUAGGUGUCCACGUUGAAAUAUGUGCGUGGCUGCAUCCGCACAUAAUGACGACGGAGGCCUUGGAAAUCGAUCCACCAGAUGUCUACCGGGCGCGAUACGCUAUUUACGAAACGUAUGUAAAUAGCUUGCUCGGAAGCCGUCGAGCGCACCAUGACACGCUCGCCGCGUUCGUUCGUCUCGUAAAAGUGGUGAAUGUCUUCAUCGUUACCUGCCAUUUUAAAAUCUGGAUUCUGGACCACAAAUCAAUCAAUCAACACAUUGCCCUAAAUCACCUAUGAUGCAACUUCACGCAGACGUCCGCGUCCGAUGGUAAUAAAUAAUCAAUAAAAUUAUUGUCAUGCACACGUAUGUACGCCAAUAAAGUUUUUCAAAGUUUCCCGCCUUGUAAUGUUAGUUGUAAGCUGUUGGCAGCACCAAUUUACUUCCCGUCAACAUAGAGCAACGAUGGCUGUUUGUGUCGCAGUUAUCGGCAAAGAUAAUUCCCCGUUAUACAUAGGCGGUAUCGGCAAUGAUUCCGGGUCAGACAACGAGCUAUCACGACAAUGGUUGGUCCACACCGCCCUCGAUGCAUUGGAGGAGCGUCUUACCACCAGCAGCAAUGGCGCUGCUGGCGCCAACGCGAAUGCAGCCCGCACUGAUAUGAGAGACCUGUAUUUGGGACUUUUGUAUUCCACUGAUACGCAUAAAAUUUAUGGCUAUGUGACCAACACGCGCAUCAAGCUGGUGCUUGUAACGAGCUCUACGUCACCCAGCGGCAGCAAUAUCCGCGACGCAGAAGUCCGCACAGCACUGAGACGACUGCACGCGUUGUAUGCCGACGCCAUUUGUAAUCCUUUCCAUCUGCCAGGCGACCCCAUCUCUUCCCAGAAGUUUGACAAGCAAGUGAAGAAUUUAAUGCUGAACAACGUCUGAUUUAAAUUACAUACAUCAUUUUGCCCGCAGUAAGCCAGAAACAUCUAAACAGCUUUAUCUGAAUUAUGUGUAAUUGAGGGUGAUAAUGUGAUUAUGUUAAUCUAGCUAUGAUGUACCAACACUACAGGCCCCGUCGUUAAAAUAAUGUUUUAUUUUAAUUUUAGUACCUUUAUUUAUAUUAUUAUUAAAUUUAAAUGAUACCUACCGUUCAAGUGAUUUUCAUUAACUAUUCACAUAGAUGUAAUGAAUAAAGAACACUAACAACACAUUCAAGUAA